CCUAUCAAGGAUAACACUCAUUCACUACUAAAUAUAUAAAAGAUGAGGUUUGUGCAGUUCUGCAUUGAUGGGAAGCAAUGUAUUGGCUUGGAAAAUGGAAAUGGUGGUGGAAUUGUCAACCUUUCGGCGGCGGACGCGAGUUUUCCAACGGACAUGAGGAGUUUUAUUGAAGGAGGCGAAGCAGUGUGGAAAAAAGCUGAAAAUUACAAAUCAGCGACACCGAUUUGUCGGGACCAUGUACAGCUGCUGGCACCUAUCACGUCCUGUGACAAGGUCUUGUGUGUGGGGAUGAACUAUAAAGACCAUUGUGAGGAACAGAACGCUCCCGUUCCCGUCCAGCCUGUGAUUUUUAACAAGUUCCCUAGUUGCAUUAUGGGACCAGCUGAUAAAAUGGAUUACCCCGCGGAGACAAAGUGUCUGGAUUGGGAGGUGGAAUUAACUAUUGUUAUAGGAAAGGAGGGUCGAAAUAUCAAGGAGGCGGACGCUAUGAGUCACGUGUUUGGCUACACGAUUGCCAAUGACCUGUCCGCCCGGGACUGGCAGCUGGAGCCGGGUCGAAAUGGCGGGCAGUGGCUUAUCGGGAAGGCCAUGCACCAGUUCUGUCCUCUCGGGCCCGCCAUCGUCACCCCGGGGGAGCUUGGCGACCCUCAUAAACUGGGCUUGCGAUGCCGCGUGAACGGAGUGGUAAAGCAGGACAGCAACACUGAUCAGCUCGUGCACAAGACGGAGCAAAUCCUCGCCUUCAUAUCCAGGUUCAUGUGUUUAAAACCCGGCGACCUGAUCCUCACAGGAACGCCACCGGGAGUAGGCUGCUUCAGAAAGCCACCAGAGUAUAUGAAGACAGGUGACGUUGUCGAAGUGGAAGUGGACGGGAUAGGCACAGUGACCACAACCAUAGUUUAACUCACCAGUGGCAUAUAGUGACUGUGGUUACAUUUUUAAUUGGUCAAUACGUGUUGGUUUUGAAAACUAAAUUUACAUUCUGUACUAAAAUGUCAACAUGUUUAUUCAGAUAUCUAGCCAAUUGCAUUAUUAUCAGUUAUGUAGAUCUAUAAAACAGUGUUAUGUGUAUAUGAAGACGAAUGUUACCUUUUGUGGCUUUAACAUUUUUAAACAGUAAAAUUGUUAGGAAAAAAUCAUUCACCCCAAUUAGUUUAAAAACGUUU
Molecule: messenger RNA, 1166 nt
Organism: Mya arenaria
Lineage: Eukaryota; Metazoa; Mollusca; Bivalvia; Myida; Myidae
Product: fumarylacetoacetate hydrolase domain-containing protein 2-like
Exons: 7
Coding region: 43-903 (286 amino acids)
Molecular function (GO): hydro-lyase activity
Source: RefSeq, a predicted model, not a curated record